Messenger RNA from Bombyx mori (domestic silkworm), 1720 nucleotides. Its product is annotated as ADP,ATP carrier protein-like. NCBI's taxonomy places the organism in Eukaryota, Metazoa, Arthropoda, Insecta, Lepidoptera, Bombycidae. Gene Ontology annotation, molecular function: ATP:ADP antiporter activity. Gene Ontology annotation, cellular component: mitochondrial inner membrane. The record is from RefSeq and is a predicted model, not a curated record. Gene Ontology annotation, biological process: mitochondrial ATP transmembrane transport; negative regulation of mitochondrial outer membrane permeabilization involved in apoptotic signaling pathway; mitochondrial ADP transmembrane transport. Bases 568 to 1497 code for a protein of 309 amino acids. The transcript has 5 exons.
AUAAUCUAGGAGGCUUUUAACCUAUUGCAAAAUGGUCUAAGAACUCUUACUUGAAACGUGUGAUUAAAGCAUGAUAUUUCAAAAGUUUUAAUCGAUUUUAUACGUAGAAGUAAGGAUUUAAACAAUUUAAAGCCAUACAUUUAACUUUUCGUCUGUAUAAGCGUACGUGUGUGCAUAUUUUGUUGACAAAUAAUUUAUUAUCGCAUGAAUUUGACGUAACCAGGAAUUGAAACAAUUUCUCCUCGAUUCUUAGUCCACUGAAAUGUGAGAUGCAAAAGUUAAAGUUCCUGAAUAGCGUAAUUUAAUUAAUUAAUUGACAAAUCCUCUACGUGCAUGCAAACUUCCUGUGGUAAAUUCUGAAUUUAAAAUUUUCUCCCAUCGGAUGCACGAUGACAGUUUGAAUGAAAGUGUCAAUAAGUUAAGUUUUUGGUGAAAUAUCGACUUGAAAUUAUUUUUAAACAGUGGCUUAAUUCGAAGAAUGCUUAAUCUUUCAUCCGACACUCCUAAACCCUGAUAUUAAUCCGUGCUUCUUUCUAGGGUAAUUUCUUAUUGGUCAGUGUUUAGAGAAUGUCGGAUAAAGAUAAAAAGAAGGGUCCAAAGAAAGAGGAUGAAGCAAGCUAUGGUUUUUUAAAAGAUUUUUUAGCCGGUGGAAUUUCUGCUGCUAUAUCGAAAACAGCAGUUGCUCCAAUUGAAAGAGUUAAACUUAUUUUACAAGUUCAACAUGUGUCCAAACAGAUAUCAGAAGACAAAAGAUAUAAAGGCAUGGUGGACGCAUUUGUCCGAAUACCUAAAGAACAAGGUUUUUUGUCUUUCUGGCGAGGAAACUUGGCUAACGUAAUACGGUACUUUCCGACACAAGCGCUGAAUUUUGCUUUCAAAGACGUGUACAAAGGCAUAUUUUUAGAGGGAGUAGAUAAGAACAAGCAGUUUUGGCGUCAUUUUGCUGGAAAUUUAGCUUCAGGAGGUGCUGCUGGAGCAACAUCGCUAUGCUUCGUAUAUCCGUUGGAUUUUGCUAGAACAAGAUUAGCAGCUGACGUGGGAAAGGGCAAGGACAAGGAAUUUACAGGGCUGGUGAACUGUCUGAUCAAGACACUCAAGUCCGACGGUCCUAUGGGGCUUUAUCGAGGCUUCGUAGUGUCCGUUCAGGGCAUCAUCAUCUACCGCGCCACAUACUUCGGAUGCUUUGAUACGGCGCGCGACAUGUUACCCGAUCCUAAGAAUACAUCGCUUCUUAUUACUUGGAUGAUUGCUCAGACUGUAACUACAGUGGCCGGUAUUGCGUCGUAUCCCUUGGACACUGUCCGUCGUCGAAUGAUGAUGCAGUCCGGACGACCACUCAAUGAGCGCCAGUACAAGAGCACGGCGCAUUGUUGGGCGACCAUCCUCAAAACGGAGGGAGCCGGUGCUUUCUUUAAGGGCGCCUUCUCGAAUGUCCUGAGAGGCACGGGAGGAGCGUUUGUGCUUGUCUUGUAUGAUGAAAUAAAAAAAGUAUUAUAGAUUUUAUUACGGUUUCUAUUUUUAUAAAAAAAAAUACAGCCAAUAUCCCAUUUAGUUCGCCCUAAUUAUAUCGACCUAGCCAUUCCUACUUGUGUAGUAGGAUGUGGGUGCGGAUAAUUAGCUGCAGUGGAUGUACCUUUAUCAAGUGGUGAAAAAACUUGCUGUUAAGCUAACUAGUUGGGAAAAGUAUGUAAUCUCUCGAAAAUAAAACUGAUUGAAAUCA